Messenger RNA from Parastagonospora nodorum SN15, 1278 nucleotides. RefSeq lists its product as hypothetical. The transcript has 2 exons. Gene Ontology annotation, cellular component: intracellular anatomical structure. The coding region runs from base 1 to 1278 and encodes 425 amino acids. Gene Ontology annotation, molecular function: NADPH dehydrogenase activity; FMN binding; NADP binding. The record is from RefSeq and is a predicted model, not a curated record. Lineage: Eukaryota; Fungi; Ascomycota; Dothideomycetes; Pleosporales; Phaeosphaeriaceae.
AUGGGUGCCGAAGCCAACACCGACAAACCGCAUUCCCACCAUGCGAUUCCGAAAGAUAUUCCCGAGGACAAGGGUCUGAAGAAUGAAGCUGCACCUGGUAUUCCAUACUUCACGCCGCUGCAAGACCCGCCAGCCGGAACUGCUCUUGGUAUGACCGAUGGCAGCUCCAAGAUCCCCAAGCUCUUCACCCCACUUAAGCUCCGCGGAAUGGAGAUGCAAAACCGUAUUGCACUAUCGCCUCUAUGCCAAUACUCAGCUGAAGACGGCCAUCAAACAGCAUGGCACCUGACCCAUCUUGGCGGUAUCAUCCAGCGUGGCCCAGGACUUACCAUAGUAGAAGCUACUGCUGUACAAGCAAAUGGCCGAAUUACGCCCGAAGACUCGGGUCUCUGGAAGGACUCUCAAAAAGAGCCUCUUCGCAAGAUCGUCGAGUUUGCACACUCACAGGGCCAGAAGAUCGGUAUUCAGCUCGGCCACGCCGGUCGCAAGGCCAGCACUGUUGCGCCGUGGUUGAGCAAGGGCGAUAUUGCGGGCAAGGAACUCAACGGCUGGCCCGACAAUGUCCAUGCUCCUUCUGCUAUUGCCUUCAACGACAACCAUUGCCAGCCCAAGGAGAUGACUCUCGAUGACAUUGAGAAGCUCAAGUCCGACUUCAAGGACUCUAUCAAGCGUGCUGUUGAUGUUGGUUUCGACACGAUUGAGAUCCACAACGCCCACGGAUAUCUCCUACACUCCUUCCUUUCGCCCGCCUCCAACCACCGCACCGACAAGUACGGUGGCUCAUUCGAGAACCGCACCCGCCUGACUCUAGAGCUUGUUGACUUAGCUCGCGCAACAAUUCCCAAGGACAUGCCUCUUCUUCUCCGAAUCAGCGCCACAGACUGGCUCGAGGAGGCCGGCAUCAACGGCUGGACCCUCGAAGAGACCGUCAAGCUCUCUGAGAUCCUCGCUGAGAAGGGUGUCGACCUACUUGAUGUCUCAUCCGGCGGUCUCCAUGAGAAGCAGCACAUUCACGGCGGACCGGGCUACCAAGAGCCAUUCGCCAAGGCUGUCAAGGACAAGGUCGGCGACAAGAUGUUUGUUGGUACUGUCGGCUCCAUCACCAAUGGCAAGCAAGCAAACGGCUACCUGGAGGAUGACAACCUGGAUGUCGCGUUUGUUGGCCGCAUGUUCCAAAAGAACCCUGGCCUUGUAUGGGCAUUUGCCGACGAUCUUGGUGUUGAGGGACGAUGGGCAAACCAGAUCCGCUGGGGCUUUGGUGGACGCGGUAAGAAGUAA